CUCGAAGUGGAGUUGAGGCGUGCAUUACCAUGAAGUUCUUACUGGCAUGUUACCUCCACGCCGUUGUGAUCUUCGUGGCGUUUGGUCUGAAUUGGGAACACUGCGAAAAAAACGAUCUCGAAAUCAGGACACUGCUUGACUGCGUCGAAUCGAAGGUUCCCUUUUAUCUCAAAGCCAAGCUGAACGAAACGGUAAAGAAACUUGGAUGCACCGAAAAGCUGUGUGCCGUGCGAAAGGUGUGUGGCCAAGCUGACGUGGAAGAAACCCUCCAGCAGCAUUUCCCAGUAAGCAUGCAUUGGUCUGAGUAGUAUUGUGUUGCAACGAGUUGGUCUGAG
Ixodes scapularis (black-legged tick) is the source of this 335-nucleotide messenger RNA. RefSeq names its product antimicrobial peptide microplusin-like. The transcript has 4 exons. The record is from RefSeq and is a predicted model, not a curated record. The coding region runs from base 30 to 308 and encodes 92 amino acids. Lineage: Eukaryota; Metazoa; Arthropoda; Arachnida; Ixodida; Ixodidae.